ACUCUCAGUCAUUCAUCCACCUACAAAAAGCACCGACCCAAGGGGUCCCCGGGCUGCUGAGGAGAUUCGAGAGGGGGCGCGGCCUCGCCGGGAAGUGGGGUGCUGGUAGGCUGGGAGAAGCUGGAGCAGACUGGUCCCGGGCGGAGGUGGGGAGGCAAUGUUUCCACGAGCACCAGCUUGAACCGCACGGGUGAGAGGUGGUCCCCGGAGAUGUUCAGGUCGCCCCAACCCGCGCCAGGCUCCCGCCUAGGCAGCAGGGGAACCUGCAGCACCCGCGCGCGGCCCGCGAAACUGCCGCCAGGAGGCGCCCCGAGCGCGUCGGGUACCCCUGCCCGCCCGCCCACCCGCCCGCUGGGGGAGGGUUGGGAUCCCCUGGGCCAGCCCCGAGCCGGCCAGGGAACCCGCGGGGAGCAGAGUGCACCGGACUUGCGGCCCAGCGUCCCGGGCUGUCACUGCCACCGCGCACUGCGCGCUCCGAGCCGGGACGCGGCACCUGGGGAGCCCGUGCUACCCUCCCGCCGGGCAGGACCGCAGACCCGGCAGCACUCGCCGGGCCAGGCCAUGUGUGCCGGGGCGUGCAGUCCCCCGGGCGGCCGGGCACAACGGAUCGCACCCCUCUGGGGCCUGGCGGCCGCGCUGGGGAUACUGUGGCCCCCAGCGUCGCAGGCGUUCAACCUGGACGUGGACAAGCUCACGGUGUACAGCGGCCCCGAGGGCAGCUACUUCGGCUACGCGGUGGACUUCCACAUACCUGCGGCGCGCACGGCCAGCGUCUUGGUGGGGGCGCCCAGGGCCAACACGAGCCAGCCGGACAUCGUGGAAGGGGGCGCGGUCUAUUACUGCCCUUGGCCCGCGGAGGGGUCUGCCCCCUGCAAACAGAUCCCGUUUGACACCACCAACAAUCGGAAGAUCAGAGUUAAUGGAACCAAGGAACCUAUAGAAUUUAAAUCGAACCAAUGGUUUGGAGCAACAGUGAAAGCCCACAAAGGAAAAGUUGUGGCCUGUGCUCCUUUAUAUCACUGGAGAACUCUUAAACCGUCGCCAGAAAAAGACCCAGUUGGCACUUGUUAUGUAGCAAUUCAGAAUUUCAGCGCCUAUGCAGAGUAUUCUCCUUGUCGAAACAGCAAUGCUGACCCAGAAGGCCAGGGCUAUUGCCAAGCAGGAUUUAGUCUGGAUUUUUAUAAGAAUGGAGACCUUAUAGUUGGAGGACCUGGAAGUUUUUAUUGGCAAGGUCAGGUGAUCACUACCAGCAUUGCAGAUAUCAUUGCAAAUUACUCAUUCAAGGAUAUUCUAAGGAAAUUGGCUCGAGAAAAACAGACAGAAGUGGCUCCAGCUUCCUAUGAUGACAGUUACCUUGGGUACUCAGUUGCUGCUGGGGAAUUUACUGGAGACACUCAGCAAGAACUGGUAGCUGGAGUUCCAAGAGGAGCACAGAAUUUUGGAUAUGUCUCAAUCAUUAACUCUACAGACAUGACCUUCAUUCAGAAUUUCACUGGUGAACAGAUGGCAUCUUAUUUUGGAUACACGGUUGCAGUUUCAGAUGUUAACAACGAUGGAAUGGAUGAUAUACUGAUAGGGGCCCCCCUCUUUAUGGAACGUGAAUUUGAGAGUAGUCCUAGAGAAGUCGGACAAGUUUACCUGUAUCUGCAAAUAAGCGCCAUAGUCUUCGGGGACCCCCAAGUCCUCAUAGGCACCGAGGUUUUUGGGAGAUUUGGAAGCUCAGUGGCACACUUAGGAGACCUGAACCAAGAUGGAUACAAUGACAUUGCUAUUGGUGCACCAUUCGCAGGCAAGGAUCAAAGAGGCAAAGUGCUCAUUUACAAUGGGAACAAGGAUGGCUUAAACACCAGGCCUUCCCAAAUUCUGCAAGGAAUAUGGGCUUCCCAGGCUGUGCCAUCUGGAUUUGGCUUUACUUUAAGAGGAGAUUCAGACAUUGACAAGAAUGAUUACCCAGAUUUAAUUGUGGGUGCAUUUGGAACAGGAAAAGUAGCUGUUUACAGAGCUCGGCCUGUCGUGACAGUGGAUGCCCAGCUUCUGCUGCACCCGAUGAUUAUCAACCUGGAAAAUAAGACUUGCCAGAUUCCAGACUCUCUGACAUGGGUGGCCUGCUUUUCCUUAGGAGUAUGUGCUUCGGUAGCAGGCCAGAGCAUCUCAAACACAAUUGGCCUGAUUGCUGAGGUUCAACUAGAUUCUCUGAAGCAAAAGGGGGCCAUCAAACGCACCCUCUUCCUAAACAACCAUCAGUCCCAUCUGGUCUUCCCUCUCCAGAUAAGGCAGCAGAAACCCCACCAAUGCCAGGGCUUUCUUGUCUACCUUCGGGACGAAACUGAAUUUCGAGAUAAAUUAUCUCCAAUCAACAUUAGUUUGAACUACAGUUUGGAUGAAUCCACCUUUAAAGAAGGCUUGGAAGUGAAACCAAUACUGAAUUACUACCAAGACAAUGCUGUGAGUGAACAGGCUCACAUCCUGGUGGACUGUGGAGAAGACAACAUGUGCAUUCCUGACUUAAAGCUGUCAGCUCAAUCAGACAAACAGCAGGUCAUCAUUGGAGAUGAAAACCACCUUACACUCACUAUCAGUGCAAGGAAUGAAGGCGAAGGGGCCUAUGAAGCUGAACUCUUUGUGACAAUCCCAGAAGAGGCAGAUUAUGUUGGGAUUGAACGCAGCAGCAAGGGAUCGCGCCCACUGAGCUGUGAGCACAGGAUGGACAAUGUAACCCGGAUGGUGGUGUGUGACCUGGGGAACCCUAUGGUCACUGGAACAAACCAUUCUCUGGGCCUCCGGUUUACAGUUCCACGUCUUGAAAAAACAAAUAUGAGCAUUAACUUCGAGCUGCAAAUUAGAAGUUCCAACACGGACAACCCAGACAGCAAUUUUGUGAGCCUGCAAAUCAACGUCACUGCUAUAGCUCAAGUAGAAAUAAGAGGGGUAUCCCACCCUCCACAGAUUGUUCUGCCCAUUCAUAACUGGGUACCUGAAGACAAGCCCCGUAAAGAAGAGGGAGUUGGACCAUUGGUGGAACAUAUUUAUGAGCUGCACAACAUCGGACCAAGUACUAUCAGUGACACACUUCUGGAGGUGGGCUGGCCAUUCUCUGCUCAGGAUGAAUUUCUCCUUUAUAUUUUUCAUAUUCAAACUCUGGGACCUCUACGAUGUCAAACAAAUCCUGCUAUCAACCCACAAGACAUAAAGCCUGCCGCCCCUCCAGAGGAUACUCCUGAGCUAAGCGCCUUUUUGCAAAACUCGACCAUCCCUCAUCUUGUCAGGAAGAGAGAGGCACCCAUGCUGGAGCCCCACAGACAGAACCCAGCAAAAAUCCUGAACUGCACAAAUAUCAAAUGCUUGCAAAUCUCCUGCACAGUGGGCCGACUAGAAGGAGGAGAGAGCGCUGUUCUGAAAGUGAGGUCAAGGCUCUGGGCUGACACAUUUCUCCAGCGAAAAAAUUAUCCCUAUUCUCUUGCAUCCAUGGUGUCCUUUGAAGUUAAGAAGAUGCCAUAUAAAGAUCAGCCAACAAAACUCCCCAAAGGAAACAUAGCGAUUAAGACAUCAGUUAUUUGGGCAACUCCAAAUGUUUCCUUUUCAAUCCCAUUAUGGGUAAUAAUACUAGCAAUACUUCUUGGAUUAUUGGUUCUGGCUCUUUUGACGUUAGCUUUAUGGAAGUGUGGAUUCUUUGACCGGGCCAGACCCCCUCAAGAUGAUAUGACUGACAGGGAACAACUGACCACCGAGAAAACCACAGAUGCAUGAAGAGGAACCAAAGGCGAACCAACUCAGACACUGGCCCAACUCAAAGAAAAGAAGGAACAAAGGUUUUCCUCAACCUGUCGGUGACCCAGGACACAUCAGAACCUUGGAACAUAUCACCUCAUCUACACACUACACUUGGGAGAAGUUGCCAUAGAGUUCACCGGCCCUUUUGGAAAAGGAAAUAGCCUCAACACUAUAGAAAAACUCAGCCAUCAUAGCAGACUACUUUUGCUUUGGUUAUGCUGUCUUUGGCAGACACAUUGAAUUGAAGAUGGGAACUGAACUUGCUUUCCAGGUAAAAACCUGCCUGAUGUCACAAUGGUAAAAUGUCUGAGUCACUCUAGGAUUUAGAAGGUGCACUAGAACUGAGCCUUCCAACACUACUGUAUCCAAUGGAACAUUUAACACCUCCCUAUGGAAAAGAAACAUUUCUGAUGGCAUCAUGACUCAGGGAGACAAGCAUGUUGUUGGGACUGUGAACAUACUUUUGAAAAGACAAAGAUAAUCUUGAAAGUGAGGGAAGCUUUUAUUUAUCUUCUGUUUCUCCAGGCUGAUUUUCCAGUCAUCUUGGGGGUUUGGAAAUGAAGAUUUUGGCUAGCUGGUUUUUGAAAUCACUCACUAAAUAUCCUUCUAAGACAAGCAUUUUGUGCAGAUAAGUGUGACAGAGUUUUUCUAGGAUUUAGACAACUUAAGGAAAAGCAGAUAACUUUGAGGAGGCAGUUUCAUGUAAGACCUUGCCGCCUUCUACCUGAAGUUACUUUUAUUCACUCUCCCCACAGACUCAAUCUGCUUAAUUUAGCUUUUUGCUAUCUCCCCUUACAAAAGCACCUCCUCCCCCCAGUUUAGUUAACACUACAGGAAUUUCAAGGUGCUCACUACCCUGUGUAGUGUUUCAAAGUGAUAGCAAAAUUUCUGGGGUUCACUCAUUAACAAAACAGUUAACAUAUGAGUGUUAUGUUAAUAGCCAUAAUAUUUAGCUUAGGAUUAAGUCCCUGUUCUCUGCACUAUUUUUUCAAACUGAUAGAACCAGACAAAACAUGUAAAGCAUAAGUAGGGAGGAAAUAUAAAGUGAUAUAGAUGUGAGAGGAACCAGAAAAUUAGAUUCCUAAGGAACUUAGAACUGCCUUUCAAUUUUUACUACUCAUUUUUACGACUAGUCUUUUCUAGUACAUGUUGGAAAAUAAUCUUUAACCUGUCUUCCCUUCAUCUUGGAUUUAAGCAUCACAAAACUUGAUGUCUAAAGCCCCUGUAAAUAGUCCAUAAUCAUGUGUGAUAAUCUCCUUUUUGAAGUAAGAUGGACCAGCCAAAUUCAUAUAGUCUGUAUUUUGUACAGACAGUUUGUAUCCGUUUGAAAUGUUAAAAAAUUACUUAUGAAGAAAUGCUGAAGAAAUUUUUAUAUUUAUGUGCAAUAUUUUAUAGACCUAUGUAUCAAAAGAGCAUGUUUACACUGGCAUUUUUUAUUGUUUAAAUUAACAUCCUGAAUAUUAAGUACAAUAGAACAAGAGGACCCAAAUCCUUCUGUUUACAAAGCAGUUGGAAAAUCUGUAUCCCCACUGCAACAACACUUGAUUUGAAAGAUGAGGCCAACUCCCACCCAGACACUAAAUUUUCUGUCAUGCCUGAACCUAGAGAAGAGCCAUUGGCUGUGGUUUCAGAGCCUCAUUGGAAACCAAAUGAAAGGCACAUGGGAGGACACACAGAUGCAGUUCGUGUUCCUCCUGCUGGAAAUAAAAUCCUUUUGAGGUAGUUGUUUCAAGUCUGUCUCACUGGGUGUAGAUCACUCAUCCCUUUAGGAGCUGGAGGGUCUGACACCAGCCUGUCAGGGGGUAGGGGAUGUUCUUUGGUGUUAGAGAGUGUCUAGGAGAUUUGGUUUUGUUGGGAGCUGGUCAUCUGUGGGAUAUGAUUGUAAGGAUUCCCCAAGACAGGUCUCUGCCCCCAAGUAAAGCCCUAACACUUGUUGACUUUUGACCAACAGAGAUGCAGCCCUCAGGAUUCUGUGUUAUACAGAAUCUCUAGGUAAACACAAUUGUCACUUCUUAAAUUAUUUUUUAUCAGUGAUUUGCCAGUUUUGCAAUAUUAUAAGAUGAAAAUAGGUACAGUCUCCGUGGAAAACUUAUACAGAGUUCUUGGACAAAUAAAAUUGGAAAUACCUUAUGAUCCAGAAAUACCACUCCUAGGCAUAUAUCCAAAGGACAUGGAAACACUUGUUUGAAAGGAUUUACGCAUCCCUAUGUUCAUAGCUGCACUACUCACAAUAACCAAAGCAUGGAAGCAAGCAACCACUGCCUUUUUAGCAAUCAUUUCUGACAGAACUUUUUAUCAGUCUAGAUCAAGGAGACUCUGUGAACAGAGGUCUCCAGGCACCUAAAUGUGACAGGAAGGGGCAGGAGCAAGACUGGGACUCAGGACAGAACAGGUCUGAGGGUUUCCAAAGUCAGCCAUGCCUUCCUCACAGUUCUGGUCAAAAAGGUUCCCUUUUAGAGAGCCUCAUGCCACAGGUUUCUUCCUCAGAGGUCAACAUACAGGCAGUGCCUUCUCCAACACUCAGACGUGGACUCCAAUUAAGGAAAGGGGCCCUCUGGGGACAACUGAACCCCCAGCUAUCUGUCAUAAAGGAUUACCAAUGCACUAACUAUCUGCUUCUGGUCAUAACACUGCUGUUUGUUUCUGCAGACAAAACGGUGCCACAGACUCCUCUGAGAGUCUCCUUAUAGUUUAACUAUCCCUUCUACAAUUCUUGGAACUGUUUUUUUUUUUUCAGACAAGGAAAAGGUGGACCAAUUGAGUGUUGUAACUUUUUAUACAGUAUGCAAAUAACAUGUACUAUUCACCACUGAAAAGCCUCUCUUUGAACAACACUCUUUUCCUUGUUUUAUUUAAAUGUGUGUGUGUGUGUAGAUAUGUGCAAAGAUUUCCAUGUACCUAUUUACCCUGUCACUAAUAAAGUUUAAAAACUAAAGACACAA
Erinaceus europaeus (western European hedgehog) is the source of this 6713-nucleotide messenger RNA. RefSeq names its product integrin subunit alpha 8 (gene ITGA8). Gene Ontology annotation, molecular function: integrin binding. The record is from RefSeq and is a predicted model, not a curated record. Bases 211 to 3747 code for a protein of 1178 amino acids. NCBI's taxonomy places the organism in Eukaryota, Metazoa, Chordata, Mammalia, Eulipotyphla, Erinaceidae. Gene Ontology annotation, cellular component: external side of plasma membrane; integrin complex. Gene Ontology annotation, biological process: integrin-mediated signaling pathway; cell-cell adhesion; cell adhesion mediated by integrin. The transcript has 30 exons.